Neogale vison (American mink) is the source of this 1512-nucleotide messenger RNA. It is a transcript of the gene ELOVL3, whose product is annotated as ELOVL fatty acid elongase 3. Gene Ontology annotation, cellular component: endoplasmic reticulum membrane. The transcript is spliced from 4 exons. Gene Ontology annotation, biological process: sphingolipid biosynthetic process; fatty acid elongation, saturated fatty acid; fatty acid elongation, monounsaturated fatty acid. Gene Ontology annotation, molecular function: fatty acid elongase activity. The record is from RefSeq and is a predicted model, not a curated record. NCBI's taxonomy places the organism in Eukaryota, Metazoa, Chordata, Mammalia, Carnivora, Mustelidae. Bases 195 to 1007 code for a protein of 270 amino acids.
UAAACCGCAGUGGCUGCGGCGAUGGAAGUUGUAUGAGUGUGGCCCACGUGCCUGAAUCUGACGCUCCUCGCUAGCCGCGGAGUUCCUUGGGUCCCGCGUGCGUUUUGUCCUGCCCCAAAGUUCGCUGCAUCCUCGGUGCCCUUAACCUCUAGCCCAGCUUCUCAAGCUCCGGACCUCGGCAUCUGCAGAACUAAAUGUUCACAACCAUGAAUGCCUCGGACGGAACAGAGCAGUUAUUGGAGCCUUACAACUUCGAGGUGUUCUGGGACAUGAGACCCCUUUUGGAGGAGUACUGGGCAACCUCAUUCCCCAUAGCUCUGGUCUACCUGCUACUCAUCGUUGUGGGGCAGAACUACAUGAAGUCACGGAAGGGCUUCAACUUGCAGGGGCCUCUCAUCCUUUGGUCCCUCGGCCUUACAAUCUUCAGUAUCGUGGGGGCACUGAGGACAUGGGGCUCUAUGGCUGCCCUGGUACUUAGUGGGAGCCCAAAGAAAACUCUGUGCUUCUCCAACUUCGCCGACACUCCUGUAAUUGGAUUCUGGUCCUGUCUCUUUGUUCUCAGCAAGGUUAUUGAACUUGGAGACACGGCCUUCAUCAUCCUGCGUAAGCGACCACUCAUCUUUGUGCACUGGUACCACCACAGCUCAGUGCUAGUGUAUACGAGCUUUGGAUACAAGAACAAGGUGUCUGCAGGAGGCUGGUUCAUGACCAUGAACUACGGUGUGCAUGCCAUCAUGUACAUGUACUACACUCUGAAGGCUGCCAAACUGAAGUCCCCCUCAUGGUUACCUAUGCUCGUCACCAGCCUGCAGAUCCUACAGAUGUUUAUGGGAACAAUUGUUGGCAUCCUAACUUACAUCUGGAGACAGGAACAGGGAUGCCACACCACAAUGGAACACUGCUUCUGGUCCCUUGUCUUGUAUACGACCUAUUUCAUCCUCUUUGCCCAUUUCUUCCACCAAACCUACAUAGUGCCCAAGGUCAAAGUCAAGACCAAGAGCCAGUGAAAAGCUGGAGAAAAAGGAGCCCCAGUCUUUCUCUCUGCCACGGCACCAGGGAGUUGAUCUUAGGUUUGGGAGAAUAAUUAGGAGGCCUUCCCUGUAUGGUUUUUCCCAUGGGAUCUGUGCUCCAAGGUGGCAGGAAGUUAUAACAGGCAAGAAGUGUCAGCCGUGGGUGGGGUGUAAUCUAGUACUUUGAUGUUUCCAUUUUUAAUGUGAAGGCCAAGCAAGCCCUGGGAUGGGGGUAGAACUGAGGAGGAUCCCCAGAGCUGAGUUAUUUAUAUUUCUACCCAGAAAUCUUCCUCUUGUUCCAUUUUUAAAUUAAAGAUUCCAACAAGUCUUCUGGGGUUUCUAGAUUUGGGGGAAGAGGACUGCUGUGACGGGAAAGGGCUGCUGGCAACAGGGUGAUCACUGAGAAGCCUAAGAAGGUGUGUGGAAAGAUGAGAGGCACACACAUGCAGACAAUAAUUCUAGGCCUAGUAGGCACUUAAUAAAUGUCUGUUACAGACCAGAA